This is a messenger RNA of Corythoichthys intestinalis (scribbled pipefish), 2326 nucleotides long. RefSeq names its product homeobox protein Nkx-2.5-like. Gene Ontology annotation, biological process: cell differentiation; regulation of transcription by RNA polymerase II. Bases 967 to 2145 code for a protein of 392 amino acids. The record is from RefSeq and is a predicted model, not a curated record. Lineage: Eukaryota; Metazoa; Chordata; Actinopteri; Syngnathiformes; Syngnathidae. The transcript is spliced from 2 exons. Gene Ontology annotation, molecular function: DNA-binding transcription factor activity, RNA polymerase II-specific; RNA polymerase II cis-regulatory region sequence-specific DNA binding. Gene Ontology annotation, cellular component: nucleus.
UCUGAACAUGAUGAAAGUAGUGUAAUUCACUUAAUAAUGGUCGGGUCAAUUCUAUCCUUACAAUAUAUGAGAAGACAAUCUAAACUACCUACUGUAUAUAACUGAUGUCAUUAUAUAAUGCAGAUAAGGUAGCUUACAAGUUGGUGGGGACAAGUUCAGCAUCCUGAAAAAUUGGUAGUGUUAUGUCCCUACCCUAUGCAAACUUACGCCCUUGCCCUAAAUGUUCAAAUCACAUCGAGUACAAUCAAAUACAAAUAAAUAAAUACAUAAGAAGGCUGUUACCCAGGACACCAUUAAGAGUAGGACCGCCUCUGCGCACAAUAAUAGGAAGUCAAUGACCAGCAAAAAUAAGGAAAACCUGACAAGAAUAUAAAGAAAAAGAACAACAAAAAGACAUAGGAGAGGAAUAACAAAACAAGUACAACACUAAUCAGAUAAAAAGUGACCCAAAAAUAACAAGAAUGAAAAAUGACAGAAGAAAAACAAGUGCUUUACAAUAUAAACAGGAAGAACAAAAGGACAAAGAACAGCAUGAACGCGAAUCACAAACCGAAUCAACAAAACAAACCACAAAGAACAUAUGGAAUAUGGCAGAAGAAAAUGAACAAUGAAUAAAAAAUUGAAUAACAAUCAAGAACAACUAGAAUAAUAUGAAUAAGAUUCACCAGAUGGGCAAAGUAACUAGGGCAAACUCACAACAUCUAAACAUUAAAAGCGAGCAGAACAAAAACUACAGCAAAAUCAAGAACAAGCAUUGAAAGAAGAUGGAGAACAAAAAGAAGAGCAACACAAAUCUAAAAAAAAAACAAUAAGACAGAACACAACAAACUUAAAGGUGAAUGACAAAACAUCAUAAAAAAGAGAGAACCUUAAGAAAAAAAGCCAAAAGUGUGGCUGCAAAUAUUUACAAUAAUAAGGAGGACUAACAGGUUGCUUCCUGUGCACUAAAGGAACACACGUGCACACAUGCAAAUGGAUCACAUGACCGCUACCUUCCCGCCUUCACUCCCAAAAGCUUCCAGUAGACUUUUUCUAAUUGGUCCAUCCAAUGCCCCCCUCCAACUAUUCCGCCCUUCCCAGUUCUUCCCAAUUUCAGAGCUCGUGGUGGUUCUCACACUUCAUCAGAAGCGUGGCCUAUUCGGGUGGACUCCAUCGCACCCGCGCCCGCCAUGGGUUCUUGAGAGCGGGUCGGGGGGCUUGAUGAGGAUAAUGAUGAUGACAAUGACCAUGAUGACGAUGCUUCAGACCUCUACGCCUUUUUCGGUUAAAGACAUCCUGAAAGCGGGACAACAGUUUCCCCCCGUCUCCAUGGUUCACUACCACAGCACCCCGCCACCCUCCUGCAUGCUGUCCCGGGACAGUCCUCCGACAACACUGGCCUUGCCGCCGCCCCCGCCCUUCUCGGAUCCCGAACGCUCAGUGUUCCUUGGAGCACUAGGGGAGGACGAGGACGAGGAGGAAGACACCACGGAAGGGUACCCACACGGGGAAGCACUACAGGGUCCCAAGAGGGAGGCCCCCGAUGGCAUGGAACUGUGCGGUCCUUCUCCCCGGGACGAGGCCCCAUCGGAGGACGCACGGCCUGCGUCUCAAUUGAAGCCGCGCAGCCGACGCCGGCCCCGGGUGCUUUUCUCCCAGUCUCAGGUGCUGGAACUAGAGCGUCGCUUCAAGCAGCAGCGCUAUUUGUCGGCACCCGAGCGAGAGCACCUUGCGUCGGCCCUCAAGCUCACCUCCAACCAGGUCAAGAUUUGGUUUCAAAACCGCCGCUAUAAGUGCAAACGGCAGCGGCAGGACAGAACCCUGGAGGCGGCCGGCCAGCACCACCAUGCUGCGCCGCCGCCGCCGAGGCGUGUUGCCGUCCCGGUGCUGGUCCGUGACGGGAAACCGUGCCUCGGAGGCGGCCCGAACCCAGGAUACCCGAGCGCCGCGACGCCGUACGGUUACACGGGGAGCUAUCCGACCUACGCUUACGGCGGCCCGGCGUACCAGAGCGACUCGAGCUGCGUGUACGGCGGCCUGCCCGGAGCGGCGUCAACCUGCCCGAACGCCUUCGUUAACUUCAGCGGCCUGCAGGGCCACUCUGCGCCGGUCGUCAGCCACCAGGGAGGCGCGCCGGCUACGUGCCAGGGCAUUCGGGCUUGGUAGAUGAGGAACAUAUCAUAACAGACUCGCUUAUUAAUUACUUCAUUAUCAGGAUUGGUGACGUCAUAUUUGGAAGCGUGGGCGUCAGGACCAUGGAUGCUGGUUGUGACACUUUGUUUUUGGUGUUGCUUUCUUAAUGCUUUGGGUUGCAGAGAUUUCACAUUUAUUCUAAUAAAAAAGUAAA